Messenger RNA from Cuscuta campestris, 3096 nucleotides. NCBI's taxonomy places the organism in Eukaryota, Viridiplantae, Streptophyta, Magnoliopsida, Solanales, Convolvulaceae. The record is from the annotation of a GenBank genome assembly.
UCGUGCCUUAUCUUUUAAACUCUUGUUGUAAAUCUAUUUCUCUCUCUUACCUCAACCGAGGAUUCUUUUCUCACGUGGUGGUUUGAAGACGAAAAGAUUUGAAGACCGUUUGGAGAAAUCUAAAAGAAUGGAGAUAGCCCGAAGUUCUAGUGCCCGGAAGCCAGUGGGAGCUAUCGUUUUUUUUCUUUUAGGGGCCACAAUCAUUACACGUUUAUUUAUUGCGUUUUGUGAAUGCAUGUUGAAUGUAUGUUGAACGCUAGUAAUGGACAUGUGCGCGGCCAUGUCGAUAGGUGAGAUCGAAAUUAUAAAUCCCUCACGAAUAUUAAGUCUGUUGCCUUCUGACGCCCGGCACCUAUCUGGCUAAUGUGCACUGUCUUGUACUCAGCCUCAGCAGAGCAUAGUACGGUGUAUGUUAAGCUGGUUACGGGAACCGCCAUAGCGUGGUCUCUGUCGCACGUUGGGUUAGACUUAACUGACUCUCGGUCAAAUGGAUGGAUGACUCAGAGGCAGUAAGUUGGGGUCAUCAAUGACAAGUCGGAUGAUUUUACUCACUCAUCCAGCCAGGAGUUGGAUCUUUAUGAUUUAAUUGGAACUCUGUUCCUAACCAAAGUAGUAUGCUUGUAAGACGUGCCUCAGCCAAUUACAAGUAUGGUGAAAAGGUGUCCUGGUCCGAUUGUAGUAAUAUUGUUCGCCCAACACCAGACCAAGAGCUGAGAGCCCGGCUCAUCAGUUGAAACUAUGUUCCUACCUAAAUAGUUGUCUUGUGGAGUAACGCCCAAGCGGAACGCAAGAUAAUGAAAUAUGGAUCUUGGCCCUCUAGAGGUUUCGCCGGAAAUCUCCGAAUCAAUAUCGAGGGUUAUUGAUUUGUUAAGAAUAGUGGGAGAUAAUUAAUUAAAGGCCUAAUUAAUUAUUAAACAUGAUAGAUAACCUAUUUUGCAAAAUUUUCUGUAGAUGGCAAACAACAACAACCCUUUCAACCUGCGAUAUGUUCUAGAAAAGGAUAAAUUAUCUGGAACUAACUUUCUUGAUUGGGAGAUGAAUCUUUAGAUUGUUCUCGAAUGCGAGAAAAAGCUUUACGUCCUAACAUCUGAGCCUCCCAAAUCUCCUGAAGCGAACGCCCGUGCUACAGAAAUUACUUCGUACCGGAAGUAUGAAGAUGACGCACGUGAUGUGAGAUGUCUCAUGCUAGCCACCAUGACCCCGGAGUUCCAAAGGCUCCACAAGGACAUGGAAGCUCAUCCUAUGAUGACUCGCUUGAAAGGUCUAUACUAAGGCCAUGCUAGACAUGAACGUUUCAAAAUCUCUACGACUCUGUUUUCCAGUAAGCUGGCAAUGGGUAACCCAGUUGGUCCCCACGUUCUCAAGAUGAUCGGUCAGAUCGAAACUCUUGAAAAACUGGACGCCCCGUUGCACCCUAUGCUGGCAACUGAUCUCAUCUUGGGAUCAUUACCAGCUGAGUAUAGUCAAACUGUAGUGAACUUCUACAUGAACAAACUAGAGAUGACUAUGCCUGAGCUACUGAAAUUCCUCACAACUGCUGAGGAGAGUCUAGGGAAGGGCAAGGGUAAGUCUGUCCUGAUGGUAGAGGGUAGUACUGUUGCGAAGAAGAGUGGGCCACGUUCGCCGGCCGGGACCAAGCGCAAGAGUUCUAAGAAACCCAAGCCAGCGUCCAACUCCUCUUCGUUGAAACCCAAAGAAGGAGCUAAGAAGAAGUCUGCUAGGACACUAAAGGUCACUGAUGAAGAAGAUGUACAAGAAGAUGCUGAAUCUCUCCCUUUGCAACUCUUCCAAAGGACAUCAUCUCCUCAUCAGGUAACCAAUUUUCAUUUCCAUAGCUCUUCAACCCCUACCCUUCCGGAUGAGAUACCGGAAAUCUGGACAAAGAAGGUCCAAGGGCUGAUUGAAUCAGCCCUAGCAUCUCAACAUGCCUCCUUUAGGCAAGAGAUAGAGCUAAUGGAAGCCAAACACACUCAGCUGAUAGAGAAAUCUGAAGAGAAACACAGCGCUGAUCUCAAGGAGAUAAGUAAAUCAGUAGAAAAGACUCUAGAGAUCAUCUCUCUAUUGAGUAAAACUGUGAGCAAUACGAUGGAAAUAUACACCUCUGACAGUCAACUGCAAUUCAAUGAAUUCAACAAAGUCAAGGAGCAAAUAGCAAAUGUCACAGUUGGUCUACAAAAACAGAUGUCCCUUCUCCAAAUGGACAUCAGAUCAGCCCUAGCAAUAGCUUCAGCAAAUCAGGUAGUAACCAAAGAUUACUUGAAGGUGAUCAUUGACAAUCAAAAGGAAGCAUACAAGCUGUUCAGACUUAUUGGUGCACAUACUGGGAACCGCAAGAUGGAAGUAAUUCUCCAACAACACAAUCCAUCUCCAAUACCACAGCUCCCAAUUGCAGUCAACGAAGGAGAAGCAUCUUAUAUCCCUUCUCAUCUGAACAUGACAAAUUUAAUCCUUGAAGCACAGCAAAGAAAUCCGGAAAACUCAGCACAGCACCUAUCCAGCUCAGGACUGGAUGGAACAGAAUUCAUAGGUGCAGUUGCUGACCACUUCUCAGAUGCUACUCAAUCAGAAGAAAGGCGUGAAAACUUAAAGCGCAUCAAAGAACUGUGUGGGAACAUGCAGGGCAUCAGUGAGGUUGCCGGAUCUUCAAAACGCAAAAGGAACUGAAGGUUCUUUUCAUCAAACCAGGGGGAAAGUAUGUGAAAACACCAAUUUGUUUUGAUGAAAACACCUUCCUGCUUAAGCAUUGCUUGAUUGGUUUAAACAUUGCAACACUACUUCAACAAAUUUUAAUUGCACUUAUUAUGCUUGAUUAUGUUUAUCUCAAGUAUGAUUUUGUCUUAAUUAAUUUUUCUGAAGUGCAUACAUUCAGGGGGAAUGUAAUUCAGGGGGAACUUACCUAGUUUUGGCUAACAAUUGUUUUUGGCUAUGAAUUUUUGAUGAGCUCUAAGCAAUGGAAGUCAGAUAUCUCAGUUUUGGUACUAAAAUUGGAAAUCUCCGAUUCAGGUACUUUACAAAAUCUGCCUUCUUAAACUAAGAUUUAAUCUUUAAUUCAUUUCCAACUAGCUUUAAAAGUACUGGUCCUUAGGAUCUUUAUAA